AUGUUCACUCAACAACUCCUCGCGCUUACCGCGCUUGCGGCCUUCACAUCCGCCCACAGCUGGGUUGAAGAGUACCAAGUCAUCUCAGACAAUGGCUCUUACACUGGCCCUCUCGGAUACACGCGCGGCUUUGUUCCACGGACAGAUCCAACCUUUGACGGCUUCUCUAUGAUGUGGCUGCAACCAAAUGCCUCCGCACGCAACGAUGAUGGCACAACUCGCACUCGUAUCGACUCUACCGAUUAUGUCUGCGCACCACAGCAGCGUAAGCCGACCUACACUUCUGGCUACCCGAAACUCCAAGUCUCACCUGGUGACUAUGUCGCCAUGAAGUACCUUGAGAAUGGCCAUGUCAGCCUUCCAUGGAACAUUACUGGCAAGCCCGAAAGUGGAGGCACAGUCUUCAUCUUCGGCACGACCAAGCCUUCCGAGAAUGAGCGACUCGCCGAUGUCAUGCAGUGGAACAAGGAGGGCACGAGUGGCAACAAGAAUGGUUUCUUGCUCGCCGCGCAGAACUACGAUGACGGCCGAUGUCACCAGAUCAACUGCGGAAGCAUUUCCCAGCAACGCCAGAUGCUCCAGCCAAAUCAUGCGCCAGGCCAAAUGACCUCAACUCUUGAAUCCUGGUGCGAGUCUGAUGUGCAGAUCCCCGAGAAAGCUGCCAUCGGCACUCUGACCAUAUACUGGGUCUGGCAGUUCCCCACAGCACCCAACGUCGACUGCAACCAGCCCGCCGGCAAAGAUGAGUACUACACCUCAUGCGCCGACUUUGACGUGGUC
Zymoseptoria tritici IPO323 is the source of this 780-nucleotide messenger RNA. RefSeq lists its product as uncharacterized. The annotation marks the transcript as partial. Lineage: Eukaryota; Fungi; Ascomycota; Dothideomycetes; Mycosphaerellales; Mycosphaerellaceae. The transcript has a single exon. The record is from RefSeq and is a predicted model, not a curated record.